This is a messenger RNA of Drosophila novamexicana, 810 nucleotides long. Its product is annotated as protein PDF. Gene Ontology annotation, molecular function: hormone activity. The record is from RefSeq and is a predicted model, not a curated record. NCBI's taxonomy places the organism in Eukaryota, Metazoa, Arthropoda, Insecta, Diptera, Drosophilidae. Bases 48 to 347 code for a protein of 99 amino acids. The transcript is spliced from 2 exons. Gene Ontology annotation, cellular component: extracellular region. Gene Ontology annotation, biological process: response to light stimulus.
UCAAGUGGCUUGGUCCUGUUUCUGCUCUCUCCUGGAUUUCUCUGGCUAUGACUUGUUACGCGCUUACUUUGGCUCUACUGGCGCUGGCCGGCUGCAUUUGCUGUACGUUCGCACGGGCCACGCCCGACGAGGAGCGCUACGUGGAAAAGGAGUAUAAUCGGGAUCUGUAUGACUGGAUUAAUAACGCAGUUCGAUAUGCGCCGGUCCAACCACCGGGUCCGCCCUGCAAGUAUCCAUACUUUCUGGAUAACUCACUUAACCCGAAUAUGCGGAUGCCAAAGCGAAACUCGGAACUGAUAAACUCGCUGCUCAGUUUACCCAAAAACAUGAAUGAUGCGGGCAAGUAAAAGAAAAAAGACCGGAUAUAACUAAGUACAUAUGUCGCUUUGGAGAUUCUAUACGUGAACACAAAUAUAUACAUAAUAAAACAAUGUGAAUAAAAACAUACAAAAAAAAAUUUAUAUUAAUAAAUAGUUUAAUAAGCCUGGCCUGCGCUUCAGUAAUAAAUAAGUUUGUUUGCAUACAUAUGACAUAUGACUCGAAGGAUUCACCAAUUGCCUUUCUGUUGCAACUGUGCAAAAUAUUCAAAUUAUUUUAUGUUCAGUUUUUGGCAACUACGUCUACAUUCUAAAUAAAACUAACUAGAAAAAACUAAAAUAUCGAAAAAGUUUUAGAAUUAUUAUCUAAACUGCGCACAAUCAAACAUUUAUUUUCUAGUUUUGAUUUCAAUAGUUAACUUUUGUCGAAAAGUUCUUGUGGUUGGCUAAGCAAAUACCUAAAACAAAAACAAUAGAAGUCACAGCUGUCUAG